AAACAUCCGACUGGAGGCCGUGAAACCCGACCAAAAGUUUGGUAGACCAAACUUUUUGUUGGGAAGCUGGUGUAUUUGUAGCAUGGGAGCGAGUCUGAUUGAUGCAUUGCAUGGAUAUAUGCACUUCUUGAGCCUUUGUGUUUUUUGUGUGCUGGUUUGAAUUGCAAUGGAGAAAGAUAAGCAGAUCGAUAUUGGUAACAGCAGCAGGCAAUAUGGUGGCGGUAGAGCUAAGAGCAAGAACAUGUCCGUGGAUCGCAGUAGGGUAAGAAUUUUGCUGUGUGAUCGCGACGCUGGGAGUUGCGAGGAGGUUUGCACAUUGCUGACAACAUGCAGUUAUCAGGUAAUAUCAGUUGCCUCGGCCGUGGAAGUGUUGGAUGCGCUGAAUGCCGAGUGGUCAUUCAUUGAUAUCAUACUCGCUGCAAUUGACCUUCCUAUAGAGGCAAGCAUGAGCAUGCUCAAGUAUAUAAUGCAGGAUCUGCAUUUCAAACACAUUCCAGUUAUCAUGCUGGCGACGCAGGAUGAAAGCCGUUUCCUUUUCAAUUUCUUAAAAUUUGGGGCCACUGAUUAUCUGGUGAAGCCACUGUGCAUUGAUCAAAUACUAAACUUGUGGAUGCACACUUGGAGGCAGAGGAAGCAACCUAAGGGGCUGGAGGCGCUGCAGAAGAACAUUGGUCUGGUGGUUUCGUCUGAAGCAACGAUGAACAACAUCUUGGUCUUAGAUGACACGGAAGAAGAGUUUGCAGAGGAUUCAAAGCCAGCUAUGUGUAUCAAAAAAUAAACAGCGGAAUCAGAAUUAUGCUGAGUAUUUAUAUUGCAAAUAAAAUUUGGUUAUCGGGUGAGAAUUUCGAACCAAAUUGUUGUCGGAAAAUAAGCAUAUGCUCCAUAGAGGAAAGGCUUAGGCUCGAAAGUGCUUUUAGAAUCUAUUCAUUCUUGUUUAAAUUUGAUGGUUGAGGCAAAAUCUUGGCUUAAACAUGAGAUGUAAUCAGCACUGAAAUUUCCUUAUCAUCGAAUG
Messenger RNA from Pyrus x bretschneideri (Chinese white pear), 1012 nucleotides. Its product is annotated as two-component response regulator-like APRR1. The transcript has 4 exons. The record is from RefSeq and is a predicted model, not a curated record. Bases 167 to 778 code for a protein of 203 amino acids. Lineage: Eukaryota; Viridiplantae; Streptophyta; Magnoliopsida; Rosales; Rosaceae. Gene Ontology annotation, biological process: phosphorelay signal transduction system; cytokinin-activated signaling pathway.